AUGUCAUUUAAAACAGCAUCUUUCAUGAAAUGGCAUGUCGAGGGUCAUACUAAGGAUGGUCGCAUAAGACAUCCUGCAGAUACUCCGGUUUGGCAAUCAUUUGAUUACCAAAAUCCCGAAUUUGCAAAAGAUCCUCGUAAUGUCAGAUUGGGUUUAGCUUCUGAUGGAUUUAAUCCAUUUAAAUCUAUGAAUGUGAACCAUAGUACAUGGCCGGUAGUACUGAUGCCUUAUAAUUUGCCACCAUGGAUGUGCAUGAAGCAGCCAUACUUUAUGUUGUCACUACUCAUUCCUGGCCCAUAUGCACCUGGGAAUAACAUUGACGUUUACCUUCAACCUCUUAUAGCUGAGUUGAAGGAAUUGUGGGAUGUAGGUAUGACUACUUAUGAUGCAUCAUCAAAGGAAAAUUUUCAGAUGCAUGCUGCUUUACUUUGGACCAUUAGUGAUUUUCCUGGUUAUGCUAAUUUAUCUGGUUGGAGUACUAAAGGUUAUUUAGCAUGUCCAGUAUGUCAUAAGCACACCGUUUCACACCAUUUAAGACAUGGUUCAAAACAAUGUUACAUGGGUCAUCGGCGAUUUCUGGAAAAGGAGCAUCCAUAUCGAAAAGAUAAACGUCACUUUGAUGGAAAAAAAGAACAUGGAGUUGCACCACCUCGCUUGACAGGUGAUAUGAUCUUGGAGGAGUUGAGGUCUUAUAAAAUCAAAUUUGGGAAGGCAGUCAAUGAUAACCCUGAAUUACCCUUUAACUGGAAGAAACAAAGCAUUUUUUUUGACUUGCCAUAUUGGAAGAACAAUUUGUUACGUCAUUGUCUUGAUGUCAUGCAUAUUGAAAAAAAUGUAUGUGAGACAAUAGUUAGAACAUUAUUGAAUGUGGAUGGCAAGUAUGAUAACCUUGGUGUACGGCAUGAUUUGGAAGAAAUGGGCAUACGAGCAGGUCUUCAUCCUAUUACAGAUGAGUUUGGGAGAGCAUACUUGCCUCCAACAUGUUUCUAUUUGGAUAAGAAGGAGAAAGAGUUAUUCUGUAAAAUUCUGAAAAAGGUUAAAGUACCGGAUGGUUAUUCAGCCACAAUUUCAAAGUCCGUGCAUUUGAAACCUUCCAAGCUAACCGGACUUAAGAGUCAUGACAAUCACAUAUUAUUGCAGCAACUGUUACCACUCUGUUAUAGAAAACUUCUUCCAAAAUCGGUGCGGUCUCCGUUGAUAAAGCUGUCCAAAUACUUUAGAGAUUUAUGUUGUAAAGCUCUUUGUCCUCGGGAACUGCUUCGUAUGGAAAAGGAAAUUGCUGUUGUACUAUGCCAGUUAGAGCGCGUGUUUCCACCAUCUUUUUUUGUUAUAAUGGUGCAUUUGACCACUCAUUUAGCAACCGAAGCAAGGAUAGCUGGUCCAGUACAUUAUCGUUGGAUGUAUCCGAUUGAAAGGUACCUAUGCACUUUGAAAAAUUAUGUACGAAAUAGAAGUCGGCCUGAAGGUUCAAUUGCAGAGGGGUACCUAGUUGAUGAGUGCUUGACAUUUUGCUCUCUCUACUUGUCUGAUGAAGUGACAACUAAGUUCAAUCGAUCAAGUAGAAAUGAAGAUGGAGGUGAAAGUUCAACUGAAGGACUUGAGAUUUUUUCUAUACAAGGUCGGCCAUUAGGAAAAGGAAAUUCAGUUGUAAUGGAUGAUGAAACCAUAAAAAAGGCACAUCAAUAUGUGAUAUUCAAUUGUGAAGCCAUGGAUCCAUAUAUCAACCAACAUCGUAAAUUGGUUGAAGAGCAGCAUUUGCGUAGUUCAAAACAUGAAAAGGAGCGGAUUCAUAGUGAGACAUUUGCAAAUUGGUUUGACAGCCAUGUGGAUGAUUUUCUACCCGAGAAUGAAGUUAUCUCAAAAGAUUUGAGAUUAUUGGCCAAGGGUCCAAAUGUUGUGGGUUUGAAGUAUGAGAGAUACAUUGUGAAUGGUUUUAGAUUUCAUACAAAAUAUUUGGAGAGCAAAAGAAAAAAUCAGAAUAGUGGGGUGAUUGUUACUGCAAUAACAUCAAGUUUCGCAAGCACCAAGGAUAUGAAUCCGGUUUCAAGUGACUUGGCCUAUUAUGGUGUCUUAAAGGAUAUUCUGGAAUUGGACUAUGGUGGAGGUCGAAGAGUGGUUUUGUUUGACUGUGAUUGGGUCUCUAAGGGGAAACGAUUGAAACAAGAUGAUGAUGGGUUUACACUUGUGAAUUUUAUGAAUGUGAAGCGCCACCAUGAACCCUUCGUUCUUGCAUCCCAAGUGAAACAAGUAUUUUACGUGGAGGAUCCUUUGGAUAAGGGGUGGAAUGUUGUUAUUCCAACUGUACCACGAGAUGAUUUGAAGAUGGAUCCCAUAGAUGUUGAGAUGUACUUGCAAAGUCAGCCUUCAAGUAGUCAUCAAAGAGAUACAUUUGAUGAUAUUAAUUGGGUUCGAGAAGGUGUCAUAGGAGAAAUAGUUGAUACUACUAGAGUGGCAUCUAGUUCCAAGGGAUGA
This is a messenger RNA of Coffea eugenioides, 2472 nucleotides long. RefSeq lists its product as uncharacterized. Lineage: Eukaryota; Viridiplantae; Streptophyta; Magnoliopsida; Gentianales; Rubiaceae. The record is from RefSeq and is a predicted model, not a curated record. Bases 1 to 2472 code for a protein of 823 amino acids. The transcript has 4 exons.